Molecule: messenger RNA, 1446 nt
Organism: Eremothecium cymbalariae DBVPG#7215
Lineage: Eukaryota; Fungi; Ascomycota; Saccharomycetes; Saccharomycetales; Saccharomycetaceae
Exons: 1
Coding region: 1-1446 (481 amino acids)
Biological process (GO): vesicle budding from membrane; clathrin coat assembly; clathrin-dependent endocytosis
Cellular component (GO): clathrin-coated vesicle; clathrin-coated pit
Molecular function (GO): 1-phosphatidylinositol binding; clathrin heavy chain binding; SNARE binding
Source: RefSeq, a predicted model, not a curated record
AUGGGGACGUUCCAAAAUAUGGUCAAGAGAGCGACCAAGAUUAAGAUGGCGGCGCCAAAGCAGAAGUAUCUUAAGCCUAUUUUGAUGAGUACGGGGGAGGAGCAAUAUUUUAAAGAGACUAUCGGUACGCUUUUGACCAGGUUGAAUGAUUCUGCGUUUACGGUUGUGUUCAAGUCGUUGGUUGUUAUGCACGUGAUGAUCCGGGAGGGGGAGGGGAAUGUGACGCUGAGGUACUUGUCGCGUCAUCCGGAGUAUUUUGAGUUGGGAGGGCUCUUGAAUGGUAGUUACGGGUCAGUCAAUUCAGGGCUUCAGAUAGUUAGGCGGUAUGGGGAUUAUUUACGGAUCCGUGCUCAAGAGUUUGGUAAGUUGGAGAGGGAUUAUGUGCGAGAGGGGUCGUCUAAUUUGAAGGAGAUCGGGAGGAACAUGGUUGUGCUAAGCCAUGUCGAAUCGCUUGAGGCUCAAAUUGCAGCAUUGAUCAAGAAUCGGUACUCCCAGUAUGAUUUGAAUAAUGAUAUGUUGAUGGCGGCAUUUAAGCUUUUGGUGCAGGAUAUUUUGGCGCUUUACAAUGCGUUGAAUGAGGGUAUUAUUACGUUGUUAGAAUGUUUCUUUGAAUUGAGUCGUCCUGACGCAAAACGUACUUUGGAUCUCUACAAGCGGUUUGUCCAUCUUACUGAAACCGUAGUCAAGUAUUUAAAGGCUGGGAAAGCCGUGGGGCUUGAGAUCCCCGUGAUAAAGCAUAUCACCACAAAGUUGAUCAGGUCCUUAGAGGACCACCUCCGUGAGGACGAGAUGCAAAAGAACGAAGGCCAGUCCACAAGUGACACUGCCAAUACUGGUAGUAAAACCAGUCAAUAUAAGUCAGAAGCGCAAAAGCAGUUGGAAAUUGUACGCCAGCAGAAACGCUUGUUGCAGGAGCAGCUCCAACUCACAUCUCCUUUGGUCCAGCAGCUAACACAAGCAGUACCUUCAGCGCCUACGGGUUACAAUCCUUUCCUGGAAACAACCCAAGCGCCACAGCAGCAGCAGUUGGUCACGGCGCAAUCCCUGAUUCAACCGCAACAUACCCAUAACCCAUUUGUCCUCCAAGCAACAGGCUUCGUACCCCAAAACACAGCGGCAUUCAUCACCACCCAGAACACUACCACCUUACAUCAUGUCCCUCAACCCCCCCACCAUCUCGUACCGCUUCACGUUACACCCCCACAACAACCAACCCCCACAGGCUCUAAUAAUCCGUUUUCACUCCAAAAUUUCAACCAACAGACCUCCAAUAUCCAAGUCACCCCGGUUACCAACCCGUUCUACGGCACGAACUUUCAAGACCUCACUCAAUCCCAGGUACCUAUAAUUUCAUAUCCUACCGGUUACCCGCAACAGCAGCAGCAACAUCAGCCGCAGCCGCAGCCGGGCUACGUAAACCAGGGCCCCAAUCUCAUCGAUAUAUAA